Messenger RNA from Propithecus coquereli (Coquerel's sifaka), 1860 nucleotides. It is a transcript of the gene ZNF14, whose product is annotated as zinc finger protein 14. Gene Ontology annotation, biological process: regulation of DNA-templated transcription. The transcript is spliced from 4 exons. Gene Ontology annotation, molecular function: RNA polymerase II cis-regulatory region sequence-specific DNA binding; DNA-binding transcription factor activity, RNA polymerase II-specific. The record is from RefSeq and is a predicted model, not a curated record. NCBI's taxonomy places the organism in Eukaryota, Metazoa, Chordata, Mammalia, Primates, Indriidae. The coding region runs from base 88 to 1860 and encodes 590 amino acids.
GUCUUCUUUGAGGAUGUGGCUGUGAACUUCACCCUGGAAGAGUGGGCUUUGCUGGAUUCUUCAGAGAAAAAACUUUACAGAGAUGUGAUGCAGGAAACCUUCAAGAACCUGGCCUGUAUUGGGAAAAAGUGGAAAGACCAGGAUACUGGAGAUGACCAUAAAAACCAGAGGAGAAAUCUAAGAGUUAUGGUUGAGAGACGCUGUGAAAGGGAAAAAAGUAGUCAAUAUGGAAAAAACACUAGCCAGAUGCCAAAUCUUAAUAUGAACAAAGAAACUUCUACUGGAGCAAAACCAUGUGAAUACAGUGUGUGUGGGAAAGUCUUCAUGCAUCAUUCAUCUCUUAAUAGGCACAUGAUAUCUCACACUGCACAGAAACCAAGUGAGUAUCAGGAAUAUGAAGAAAAACCAUAUAAAUGUAAAGAAUGUGGGAAAACCUUCAGUUAUCACCACUGCUUUCGAAAACAUGAAAGAACUCACACUGGAAAGAAACCCUAUGAAUGUAAACAGUGUGCAAAAGCCUUUAUAUAUUACCAACCUUUUAAGAGACAUGAAAGGAAUCAUAUUGGAGAGAAAACCUAUGAAUGUAAACAGUGUAGAAAAACUUUUAUAUAUUACCAAUCUUUUCAAAGACAUGAAAGGACUCAUACUGGAGAGAAACCCUAUGAAUGUAAGCUAUGUGGUAAGGCCUUCAGUUGUCCUAUAUACAUUCGAAGUCAUGAAAGAACUCACACUGGAGAAAAGCCCUAUAAAUGUAAAGAAUGUGGUAAGGCCUUCAGUUUUCUCAGUUCUUUUCGAAGGCAUGAAAAAACUCACACUGGAGAGAAACCUUAUGAAUGUGAGGAAUGUGGAAAAUCCUUCCUUUAUGCUGGAAGCUUUCAAGGACACAUAAUAACCCACACUGGAAUUCAACCUUAUAAAUGCAAAGAAUGUGGGAAAGCCUUCAACUCUUCUACUUCCUGUCGAAUACAUGAAAGAACUCAUAUCGGAGAAAAACCCUAUGUAUGUAAGCAAUGUGGCAAAUCCUUCAGUUGGUCCAUUUCCUUUCGAGUGCAUGAAAGAACUCACACUGGAGAGAAACCUUACGAAUGUAAACUAUGUGGUAAAGCCUUCAGUUUUUCAAGUUCCCUUCAAGAACAUGAAAGAACCCACACUGGAGAGAAACCCUAUAAAUGUGAACAAUGUGGUAAAGCCUUCAGCUUUUUAAGUUCCAUUCGAAAACAUGAAAGGACUCACAGUGGAGUGAAACCCUAUGAAUGUAAACAUUGUGGUAAAGCCUUCAGUUGCUCAAGUUAUUUUCGGAAACAUGAAAGAACUCAUGCUGGAGAGAAACCCUACGAAUGUGGACAUUGUGGUAAAGUUUUCAUUCGUUCUAGUUCCUUCCGACUACAUGAAAGAACUCAUACUGGAGAGAAACCUUAUAAAUGUAAAGUAUGUGAUAAAGCCUUCAGUUUUUCAAGUUCCUUUCGAGAACAUGAAAAAACUCAUAGUGGAGAGAAACCUUAUGAAUGUAAACAAUGUCAUAAAGCCUUCAUUUCUUCUGGUCAACUUCGAUUGCAUGAAAGAACACAUACUGGAGAAAAGCCCUAUCAAUGUAAACAAUGUGGUAAAGCCUUCAUUUCUUCCAGUAAAUUUCGAUUGCAUGAAAGAACUCAUACUGGAGAGAAACCCUAUCAAUGUAAACAAUGUGGUAAAGCAUUCAGUUAUUCAAGUUCUUUCCGAAUUCAUGAAAGAACUCACACUGGAGAGAAACCCUAUGAAUGUAAACAAUGUGGAAAAGCCUUCAUUUCCUCCAGUCACUUUCGAUUACAUGAAAGGACUCAUUCUGGAGAUAAACCCUAUCGAUGUAAACAAUGUGGUUGA